AUGGACUCUACCAACUUGCCUACUCAGGUGGCCCAGGCGGGCGGUCAGAAGCAACCCGAGCCUCGCAGUUUAAUGCUUAAUGUGCAUAUCUACGACAACUCUUCCAUUCAGGAGCGACUCCUCAAUGGAGCCGCAGCUACCACCAACCCACCAGGAACCGUUGAUGAUACUGUCGCGGGUGAUACCAGACUCCAAGUUUUGGAGGAUCAGAUUAUUGAUUUUGACUUGAUCAUGGGGACUUCUUCUUCCAUUCUUAGCCGAUUGUAA
Fusarium poae is the source of this 267-nucleotide messenger RNA. RefSeq lists its product as uncharacterized. Bases 1 to 267 code for a protein of 88 amino acids. The transcript is spliced from 2 exons. NCBI's taxonomy places the organism in Eukaryota, Fungi, Ascomycota, Sordariomycetes, Hypocreales, Nectriaceae. The record is from RefSeq and is a predicted model, not a curated record.